GACUUGACCAUAGGCAGCGUCAGGGCUGCGCUGCAGGGCUUCAAAAAGGCCCGGGCCUGGACUUCAGCGUUGCAGGUGCUACGGAAGAUGCGACAGGACGAGCUGAUGCCAGAUCUGCCUGCAUGGACGCUGGUGAUGGCAUGCAUGGCCAGCGGCCACUGGCAGACUGCCUCUGCGCUUCUGGACGAGAUGUCUCAAGCUUCGGUGCAACCCAGCGUGGUCUGUUACAAUGCCGUGCUGUCUGCACUGAGUCGAGGUACCCAGGGAGAAGCAGCGCUGUCGAAGUGGCGAAGUUGGAAAGCGCAAGGUGUCCGUCCCAGCUGUGUGACCUACACCUGCCUGAUGGGUUGCUGCCACUGGACCAUGGCAAUUCAGCUCCUUGAGCAGAUGCCGCAGCAGCGCAUGGAGACGGAUCUGGUCGCAUGGAAUGCUGCCCUGAACUCCUGUGCUGAUGCCAGGAGUUGGCACCACGCCGUCCACCUAUUGCAAUUCAUGGAGGAUAGCCAAGUGAGCCCGGACAUAAUCAGUUUCAGCAGCUGCUUAGCCGCAUGCGCCGUUCCCAGCGCCUGGGAGCGGAGCCUUGAGCUGUUCUCCAGGGCCCAGCAGCGAUUUCGCGUUGAUGCACAGAUCUGUGUGGCUGCACUUUCCGCCUGUGCCACCGGUGCCUGUUGGCAACACGCCUUGGAGGUCCUUCGGCUGCGUCCCAGUCUGCCGCAGACGCGGAGCGCUUUGGGCGCCCUGGUGACGGCCCUGGUGCCGUGCUGGUCGCGAGCCAUGCAGCUUUUGUUGGAGGACAGGGGCACAGCUGAUUUGGUGACCUGGAACACACUUCUGGCAGCCACCCCAUGGGAGUGCGGCCUGGCGUUGCUCUCGCUGAUGUCCAAACGUUUGAGGGCCGACUGUGCCAGCUAUGGCGCGGUGUUGCGUGCCUGCGAGAACACCCAUGAGUGGGAAGUUGCCAUUGCCCUGCUACAAGACAUGACUGAGCGUCAAGUGCCUCCAGACCUGAUGGCCUGUUGUAGCACCUUGAGUGCUUGUGAGAAGGGCAGGCAAUGGCAGCGCUGUUUGCUUCUCCUCACCGAGAUGCGCCGAGCCGAAACGCCGACAUUGCCGGCGCCGGACAUCGUGGCCUAUGGCGCAGCGGUCAGCGCCUGUGAGAAAUGCGGCCAGUGGCCAGCGGCUCUGAGUCUCCUGCAGCAGCUCUGGGAGAGGACUUUACAACUGGACCAGGUGGCCGGAAAUGCUGUUUUGAGCGCCUUAGGAAGCGGCCAGCAGUGGCGCAUGGCUUUGGCUUUGUUCUUUCAGAUGGAGCAAGCUGAAAUGGUGGAUUUGAUCAGCUACAACGCACUUCUGGAGCAAUGUCCCUGGGACGUGGCGCUGGCUUUGGCUCAGGAGAUGGCGCAUCAACAGCUGCAACCGGAUCUCAUCACCAGCGCCGCGCUGUCGCGUCGCCUAGAGCUAGGCGGCGCUGUCGCGGUCGCGGCGUCGCUGCGCUGCUGUCGACAGCUGGAACUGCAGGGUAUGGCGCUGCUGCGACGGCGGUGA
Molecule: messenger RNA, 1545 nt
Organism: Cladocopium goreaui
Lineage: Eukaryota; Dinophyceae; Suessiales; Symbiodiniaceae
Source: the annotation of a GenBank genome assembly